CACGCACACACCACCCAGUAUACCACCAAUACAGAAUUUCAAACCUUGCUCUCAAGGCUUCCAUAUUUAUACUCUCUCAUUCCCAUCCCUUGCAAGAAAAAAGAACACAACUUUUCUUGAAUAUAUCUCUAAAACUGAUGGCCAUUCGCUACCCCAAGAUGGUUUCUGCUAAGCAUAUGCUUCGCCGUGUUCUUUCAUCAACAGAAAAUGCAGAUGUUCCUAAAGGGCACUUGGCUGUUUAUGUUGGAGAAAAGCAGAAGAGAUUCGUGUUACAGGUUUCUUGCCUGAAUCACCCAUCAUUCCAAGAGUUGCUAGGUCAGGCUGAAGAGGAGUUUGGAUUCGAUCAUCCUAUGGGUGGCCUCACAAUCCCUUGCAGAGAAGAAGUCUUUGUUGACCUCACUUGCAGCUUCUAGGCGGAUUAUUCAGUGUAGAAUCGCUUCUUGAAGGACAUGAUUGCCUCUCUAACAUCACUGAUAAGGAUGAUUUUGACCUGAGAAAUUUGUAAAUUGAAAGUUUCUCAAAUAGAGGUGAAGUUUUGGUCUUCAAAGUGAAUAUUAUGUUCACGUUCUUCUUCA
This is a messenger RNA of Syzygium oleosum, 575 nucleotides long. Its product is annotated as auxin-induced protein X15-like. The record is from RefSeq and is a predicted model, not a curated record. The transcript has a single exon. Bases 138 to 413 code for a protein of 91 amino acids. Lineage: Eukaryota; Viridiplantae; Streptophyta; Magnoliopsida; Myrtales; Myrtaceae. Gene Ontology annotation, biological process: response to auxin.